This is a messenger RNA of Brachypodium distachyon (stiff brome), 3766 nucleotides long. RefSeq lists its product as uncharacterized. The record is from RefSeq and is a predicted model, not a curated record. Lineage: Eukaryota; Viridiplantae; Streptophyta; Magnoliopsida; Poales; Poaceae. The coding region runs from base 318 to 3089 and encodes 923 amino acids. The transcript has 2 exons.
UCCAUAGGACCCUGCUGUGCAGUUUCCUGGUUCUCAGUUCACAAGAAAGACUUGCCAGCUACCAUAUUAGAAUAUUUUUGGCAGACUCCUCCAUAGGACCUUUCUGUGUAGUUUCCUGGUUACUGUCUGCUUUUGGAUAUGAGUGCUUCUACUUCAGGAACCUAUGAUGACAGCGCAUACUGAACUUCUUCAUGGUUUGCAGAACAGCAAAGUUGAAAACGAUCUGGAGUGCUGUAAGAUAACCGAGAUUACCCUUCUUGCUAGAUAUAUUUGUUCGAUCCAUACUUUGAUCUUCGGUGCUGGUUCCAUCAGUUGUUAUGUUUGUGCAUCAAAGCAUUGAAAAAGAUGUCUUUGAACCAUUGGUGGCACGUGUUACUGAAAUUGGACUUCGCUUUUUUGGGACUGUGAGCUCUCCUGAAACUGAUGAAAGGGGUAUUACAAUGCAUGACCUUCCAGCAAAGAUUAGAUGGGAAGUGCAACAUCUCGAAGAAUUGUUUGAGGGGAUCAAGGAAGACAAGGAUGAGGUCUAUAAGGUUAUUAUGUCUGUUGGCACGGCAGUCUCAGAGUGGCAAAGAAGAUUGGCAAUAGCAUACCAAAAUGAGUCUGGAGCUCCAGAACCUUUUGAGGGAAUGAAAUGGGCAUUUGAUCAUCAUGAGGGGUGGGUCGAGGAUGAUAACAUACUGGGAGCCAGUAGUGAGAUAGUUGAUUUUGAUGAACAUGAGCUCUUUGAAUCACUGAGAUACCUGAAGACCGUAGAAGGUGGUUCAGAAGCUCGUCUCCUGGAGAAAAUCAAGAAUGUGAUGCAGUGCAUCAAUGAUUAUUUUGCCACCGUGAGAUCAAGAAAGGAAGCAGCCAAUAGGAGUUUGUGUAUUGUGGAGCAUGUCUUUUCCCCAGUGUUGCAAAUUAUAGAAACCAUCGAUCAUCUAGUAUCAGAAGCUACUGCGCGCAGAGAUAAAUCUCAGAACUACAAGUUCCUUGCCAAGAUUGACGAUGAAGUAAAAUGCUUGCAGGAUGCACUAUCUGUGAUUGAUAGAAAUAAGAAAGAGGUUGAGGAAAGCUUUAGAACGAUGGAAGAUCACAUCUUGCCAUUAUUGGAACGCUUUAAAGCCACAUGCAAUGAUCAAUCGGAAGAUCUGAGCUUCCUAGAUGAGAUCAAACAUGGAGUGAGCCACUUGGAAGAUGUACUUGGCAUGAUUGAGCAGAAGAAGGAUGGAAAUGCUAACUUCAGCAUUGUCAAUGCAGCCUUCGUGCCAUUGUUGACAUGUUUGAGCACCUUCAGGCACCUCUCAUUGGAAGCCUUAGCUCAUGAAGAUAAAUCAGGCGCUUUCAUUCUAUUGGAUAGUAUCAGAGAUGAGUUGUCACAGCUCAAGCAUGUACUCCAGAAGGUCCAGGAAAAAGAGAAAGGCAUAUACAGUAACUUUGAUGCAAUUGAGCAACAUAUUGAUGAGCUUUUUGAGGGACCUAUGCUAAAUUCUGAAGGCUCAUUAAGACUUAGGCAGAUGGGUGGUCUUCGAGGAAAGCUCCAUGCAAUUCAUGAACAGAUAACAAAUAUAUGGGGAAAGGUGAAUGACUCUUUCAAGGUCCAGGAAGUCUCUAGCGAAUUGAUGGCCAUAAGGCAAGAAGUUUCAUCUUCUCAUCAACUCUCAGCAGCAGAUACAUUCUGCAGUACCAGGGAAAGUGUGCAGAUGUGUCAGAUCAAGGUUAUCAUUGAUGGACUGGAGACAAGGUUGAGACAGUGCCUUCUAUGCCUUGUUGUGUUCCCAGAGAAUGCAGUCAUCAAGAAGAGGCUGCUAAUUCAUUGGUGGAUUGGAGAAGGGUUCGUAAGUUCAGUUUCCGAGGGGAAGAAUUUCUUUAAUGAAUUGCUUAUCCCUAAGGGGUUCAUCAAGCCAGUAAAUAAAUGCCACUGCGACAAAGUCCACAGGUGCAAGGUACAACCGUGGAUCCGUGGACUAUUGAUCGAAGUUGCAAAGAGCACAGCAUUUGUUGAACUCAAUUCUGACGGCAGCUCCAAGAAUGACUUCAGCAGAACCCGUCGUGCAUGUUUGCAUGGUGGAAAGAUCCUUACCAGUUUCCGCCAUGAUGUGCUGACGGUUUACAAUAUUAAGCAACAAUAUGUGGAGUUAGACAAGACAUGGUUUUCUGGAAAGGCACGUUUGAGCACUGUGCAGUUAGGACGAUGGGAGGACUCAAAUUAUGACCCUCAGGGACAUCAUGUAGAGUUGAACAAUAUUGAGUUCCUAAAGCAGGUCAAGUCCUGCAAGCAAUUGAAGUACCUGAGCUUCAGAGGGAUAUCGAGAAUCGAGGCCCUUCCAACCUCGGUUGGAAAGCUCACAAGACUUGUCAUCCUUGAUCUCAAAGCAUGCCAUAAUCUGGAGGAUCUACCCAAGCAGAUAGCAGAACUAGUGAAGCUGGAGUACUUGGACGUUUCUGAAUGCUACUUGCUGUCAGGUAUGCCUAAAGGGCUAGGCAAGCUUGCUCAGCUUGAAGUUCUCAAGGGGUUUGUUCUGGCAAACACUAGGAGCAAACACCCCUGCCAUCUCAAUGAACUUGCCACACUGACAAAAUUAAGGAAGCUGAGCAUCAGAAUAGGCAACAGCAUAGACAGUGAUCAGUUUGAGAAACUUGGCAACUUUUCUGUUCUCCGGUCACUCACGCUUACUUGGGGAGCCGGGACACGCUCAGCGCUUGCUAUACAUGAUGUCACCACUCCAAGAUCAAGCCGCGCUGCUGCUGCUCAUGCAAUGCCUCGUGUUCUCCCCUUGGGUCUUGUGAAGCUGGAGAUUUGUUGCUUCCCACUAGCAGAGUUCCCUUGCUGGAUUAGCCCUCCAGAGCUGAAAAACUUGAAGAAACUCUACAUAAGAGGAGGUAUUAUCAGUGAUCUAGGCGAGGGCAAGUGCUGGGAGGUCACUGUGCUUCGGUUAAGGUUCCUCAAACAUCUCAAUUAUGCAUGGGCUGCACUGUACCAAGCAUUCACAAAACUCCAUUUUCUGGAGGUGCAUGAGUGUGGGAACCUAGAAACCUGGCCUGACUGUCAGAAAGGCCUGUGGAGAAAAGAGCCAAAUGGAAGGUUCACGUCUAUAUUAACCUGAACGCAAUGUUAAUCUUAAAGGCAUCAUAUUCUUGGAAUCUUGGUAACAGCCAACUGGCGGUGUUUCUCUACGUCUUGAACCAUGGCGGUGUUUUAGUGUUGUUGUGUCCGAGGCAGCGACACUUCUAAAGUAACUGUGAGGUGACUUUCAGGCCUCUGCUUUCAUCUUUCUACAGGCUGCAUCGAGAUCUUGGUGUCUCGACUGGAAGGUCUAGUGAUGUGUUAUGAUCCCAGCCAAGGCUUCUUCUUCAGUUACGCCUGUCGUGGAGUUUGCUGAAGGAGACAUCGAAGCAGCUGAUACAGAGGAGGCAAUUGAUACUGGGCCCAAUCCAGUUGGCCCACUCAAGACAUCCAAGCGAGCCGUGUACCCUCCAAGCGUUACUCUGGGCUGGAUUGGACCAAGUGAUAUAUUGUCGGGGUUGGCUUCGGUGGGAAUUAUCGAAGAGAUCGCUGAACGAACUGGCUCUCUCUCUCUCGCCUACCUGCUCUCCUCAUCUUUACCUCUGUAUCUCCUCUCAUCUAGACUAUUCUUGUAUCGGAUCUGAGUUGGUGUAUUGCUACUCGAGUUCUGUAAUAGCAAAGGUAUCUCGGAUCGUAACAUGAUGGAGUUUGUUGUAAAUUCCAGUUUGUACCCCCAAAGAUCCCAUUUAUGACAGUGAGUACCCCAUUUAAGAAACU